Molecule: messenger RNA, 1895 nt
Organism: Syngnathus acus (greater pipefish)
Lineage: Eukaryota; Metazoa; Chordata; Actinopteri; Syngnathiformes; Syngnathidae
Product: bcl2-associated agonist of cell death-like
Exons: 4
Coding region: 163-681 (172 amino acids)
Biological process (GO): apoptotic process
Source: RefSeq, a predicted model, not a curated record
AUCGCACUAGGGGGAAGAGAAAAAAAAAAAGAGCGAGAUAGCAACAACAACAAGCAGGGCGACGACGACCAAAACGACUGUAGCUGCUCGUUCGCCGGGCGCCCAAAAAAAACACACUUUGGGCCUAGUCGCCUCCUCGCCAACAAGGAAACCGAUGUCACAAUGGCCGCAAAGUUCAGCCUCUCCGACAGCGAGUCUGAGCCCUCUGAGGAGGUAGACGAAGGGGACGACGGCCAAGGAGCCGCUGAAAAAAGAAAGGAGGAGAAGGAGAACCUCCGCCAAGGCCUUCAGCUCACCUUGCCGGAGCUCAGAACAGCAGCGACGUCCGGCCGAAUCCGGCUCAACUCGGAGUCCCUCACUUCAGCGGGUUCCCGAGACGAGGAGUUCCAGCCCAGGGCGGAAGAGGAGGCGGGCACGCCCACCGACGGAGCGCCAUUCCGGGGACGCUCCAAGUCGGCUCCCCCCUCGCUCUGGGCCGCCAAGAAAUACGGCCGGCAACUGCGACGCAUGAGCGAUGAGUUCGACAGCCUGUUGGACAAAGGGGAGUUGAAGUUCAAGAGCGCCGGCGGCACAUCCCGGUCGAUCCACCACUCCAAAACCUGGUGGAGCUAUCUCUUCAGCCACCAGGAGACGGAGAGCGAGAACAACCACCAUGACAACCACGCUUAUCGUACCGAGUAGAGACCACGAAGAGGAUUGCGGGGGGACUGAGGGGGGGGGGUCCUCCUUCACCGGACGUUUUGUCUGCAAUCAGUGAAGAGACGCAGUGAUUUUUCUUCAACUACUUUUUAUGUGACUUUUGACCGUAUUUCACAGGCGUGGUCUCGCGCCAACACUAUGCAACGGACGGGCAGACAGGUGCGUAGAUGUGGUCGAGUAAACAAACGGUGGACCUCAAGCCCGGCCGGUCCAACUCGUAAUGUUGCGCUGACUCGACUCAACAAUCAGAUGACGUGCAAAGAUUUUUGGUCAUUGUGGCCUGAUGCUUUUGCACUCUGCCGUAGGAAAUCAAUCAAGGAAAGAACAAUCUUGUACACAGACAAUCUAAAUCCAAUUUUUGGUCAUACGUCAGGGUUACUGAGAGGAAGUGACUUUUAAAAGCACAAAUUCAUAGGAGAUGUUUUAAAAGAUUUCUAAAAGGUGUAAAUAUUGUUGUGGCGCGGCGGCGAUCGGACCGUCUUGUGGUGUGGUCAUGUCGUGUUUCACAAUGUGUUUGCCUUCCAUGACGUCGCGAUUUGUGACACCAGGACAGAUUUGCUCGCGACUGAAGCGCUGGCAGGGACAGCCAUUUUGGCUCAAAUCGUCACGCCAUUUCCAAAUGACUUAACACUGGAUCAAUAUAUGUUUUGGCUUGUUCUGAUGGCCGCGUGAAGAUUUAGCCUUGAGCCCUAUGUGAUGAUUAACGGAUGAUAAUCGGUGCGCUACUUCUGCCUUUGAAUGCUUUUAUUGUAGAUUCUCCAAACAGAAAUCAAGACAAUCUAAUUGGCCAUUUUUUUUCUUCCUUUUUUGACAUUCACCCAAGUGUGUAUUUCAAUAUUAUUGUCCCAGUUGUGAUUAUAAAUAGACUGAAAAUGAUAUCUAUACCCCGCAAGACUUUUUAAGAAUAUUCUGCAAAGGAGUGAUGCGACCAUUAUGUAUGAAAUGUUUUGGGACAACAAGUAUUCCUGUCGGGGUGGCGCCGCGUUUAGCGUGCGCACGCACGGUGCCGACACGAUCAACUGAAUCUUGUCAAAUGCCUUCAAAUCAUUGUGAAUGCGACGCCACACGGUACCGCCUUAAAACGUCAACACGUAAUGACGCUGAAGUCACACUGAAGAAAAGAAAAAAAAAAAAGACAAAGAAACUUGGGCAUGUGCAGUCUGGCAAUGGUAUUACUUGAAUCUGUGUGGAAAAGA